ACACAUUACAAGAACAGGAGAGCAGGCACUGCAGGGAGACCAAAAGACUUCAGAGGAAAGCUUUAAGUUGUUUUUUAGUAAUGACGUUUGGUGAUUUGCACGUUUUCACUGCACUGAUAACCAAAAGGAUUAUUCUACUUGUGAGAUCAUCUUGACGUCAUCGGACAUUAACCAACCUCAGUAGAUUGCAGCCGGGACUCUAACACAAUUCCUCCAACACAAUCACCUCCAACAUGAGCGAUGAGAGCGAGAGACACAGAACUGAAGGAAGUAAUGGGGACAGACAAGCCCCCAAUGUCAAACCCAAACUCGGCGAAAAAGAGAGGAACAGCAAGGAGGACAUGUGGAAGAAGGAGAAGCCUGGGAAGGUGAGGAGAUCCAGGAGUUCCGACUCAGAUAGGGUGGAGAGAGACAGGAGGAGAGAGCGAGACAGGCAUCAGGGAGAGAGAAGGCAGCGGGGGAGGAGUGAGGAGACCCGGGGACAAAAUAGAAAAGGACGAGAGAGCAUUCGGAGAAAGGUGAAGCCCCCUGAAAAUGAUGUGGAGGACACUGAGUGUGCCGUGUGUUUCUGCUCAUACGAUAACAUUUUCAAGACCCCAAAGUUGCUGGUGUGCGGGCACACCUUCUGCCUGGAGUGUCUUGCUCGCAUCAACGUCACCUCUCCUGAGCUCAAGACCCUGUGCUGCCCAGUAUGUCGAGAGCUGACCGAACUCCCCCACGGCCAGGACCUGCCCCGCCUGGGCAACAACAAAGACAUCAUAGGUAAACUCCCUCCAGAGAUGCACAGAGUCCUGUCCAUCCGAUUCAAACGCAGCAAGGGCAAACUGCUCCUGAAGAACCGUCCCCACAGCAGCACACCGAAGAUCCUCACCCUGCCUAAAAAGAGCCAAGGUGGCCAGGUGACAGCAGGUGGUGACCUCCCCUUGAGUGCACUUGAGCAGGGAUUAGCCCCCACCACUGUGGUGGAUGUAGGCAGGCCUCCCAACAGGGUCAGAGGUCGCCUGCGCAGGUUGUUCCGCUCGGACCAGUGCUACUACAUCGUGGUGGCGUCCAUCAUCACCAUCACUGUAGCACUCAUGCUGAUGGGGAUUUUGGCCUUUGUGAUCAUACCAAAUGUAGCCAUUCCCAUAAAUAAUGGGAACCACACAUCACAACAUCCCCAAGAUGAAAACAAUCCAGAACAUAGACCCUGAAGGGGUUCAGGGGAGGACACGAGCUGCAGAGAUGAGACUAAAUUGAAGGACUUUUUGCCUCUUUUUGUCCUGUUGUAAAAGAAACUAAGCACUGGGACACGGUAAGGCCAUGUAGUGACGUAAAAAAUACAGGUAAACAAGGGUAGCAACAUUUUUUUUACAAAGGACACACAGGUUCGAAGUUGCACAUAUUGAAUAGGGCAAACAGGGCCAGCACGCUUUUUUUCCCCUUCUCUCUUUUAAACUGUGUAAAGGGUUAAGAAACUGUCCAUAAUGAAUAAUAACCUGUAAAUGUUGAAAUGUUGAAAAUGCUGUGAUGAAAAUACUUGAGUAUCUUUUGAUUGCAUUCUCGUUCUUAUAACUUGUGUUUAAAGACCAAGUCAUUGUACAUAGUCAUUGAAUAUUUAUUUACUUGUAUAUACAAAUUAUUUCUUAAAGGAAGGGAUUUUUUUCCUCAAAUAAAGUUUUAUUUGAGAUUUUGAAA
Molecule: messenger RNA, 1677 nt
Organism: Eleginops maclovinus (Patagonian blennie)
Lineage: Eukaryota; Metazoa; Chordata; Actinopteri; Perciformes; Eleginopidae
Gene: rnf183
Product: ring finger protein 183
Exons: 2
Coding region: 234-1193 (319 amino acids)
Biological process (GO): protein ubiquitination
Molecular function (GO): ubiquitin protein ligase activity
Source: RefSeq, a predicted model, not a curated record